Messenger RNA from Colletotrichum destructivum, 1800 nucleotides. Its product is annotated as Putative flavin monooxygenase FMO, FAD/NAD(P)-binding domain superfamily. Gene Ontology annotation, molecular function: NADP binding; flavin adenine dinucleotide binding. The record is from RefSeq and is a predicted model, not a curated record. Lineage: Eukaryota; Fungi; Ascomycota; Sordariomycetes; Glomerellales; Glomerellaceae. Bases 1 to 1800 code for a protein of 599 amino acids. The transcript is spliced from 5 exons.
AUGCCGCACAAAGUCAAGGAAGGCCGGGUUCAUCUGGACUUUGCCAUUAUAGGCGCAGGCUGGUAUGGCCUCACCGCUGCUCGCUCGCUUCUCAAGCUGGAACCCCAAAUCAAGCUGGCCAUCUUUGACAAAUUUGACACAGUGGGCGGAACCUGGGCUAAAGAGCGAAUUUACCCGAACCUUGUGGCCCAGGUCGAGUUUGGAUACUUUAAUUACCCUUCAACGCCCAUGACUGCAGACGGCAAGCCUGGCAACAACCUCGUGUCGGGAGACAUGAUCUUCCGAUACCUAGACAACUUUGCGGAGGAGAACAACCUCAAGCGUCUCAUCAAGUUCAACAGCUGGGUGUCAAAGGUGGAGCGGAACCCUGCCGGCGCCGGCUGGCUAUUGACGGUCAAUGGUCAGGUCAUCGAGGCGGACAAGGUGGUCUGCGCGGCUGGUAUCACUACACAGACCAACGACGUUGACUUCACCGUCACGGACGAUUCUAUUCCCGUGCUUCAUGCGGUUGACAUUGCCAAGAAUAUGCCCAACUUUGAGAAGGCCGAGAACAAGCACAUUGUUGUCAUUGGUGCUGCCAAAUCUGCUUAUGAUGCGGCAUACCUCUUUAGCUCAAUGGGCAAGAAGGUCACUUGGAUCAUCCGUGACAAUGGCUCAGGCCCCAUGCCUAUUAUGCCCACCAGAAUGCUUGGAAACAAUACAAUCACAUUUGGCUCGAACCGGAUGAUGAAUUACCUCAGCCCGUCCAUGAUGACAACGGACACAUGGCUCGGCAGCUUCUUUCACCGCACCAAGCUGGGCCGCUGGUUGACGCGGGCCUAUUGGGCCUACAUCACCAGCCAGGCUGAGAAGGCGGCUGGCUUCGGCGGCAACGCCGGUAAGGUGGAGGCCCUGAAGCCCCAGAUCAAGGACAACAGCUGCUUCUGGUGCGAGAGCUCCCUGGGGCUCGUCACCAUGGAUGACUUCUGGAGUACGCUUAAGAAGGGCGACAUCCGCAUCGUCCGCGACAACGUUGCGGUGGCGGACAGUGCGGGCAUCACGCUCAAGAACACGGCCGAGCGAGUCCCGGCCGACUAUGUCGUCUACGCCACGGGUUGGGGCGACCAUUUCAGCUUCUUCUCGCCCGAACUCAGGGAGGAGAUGGGCAUCCCCCCUUACGGCAACCCUGUCCCGUCCAAGGCAGCCGGGGGCGUCAAGAUCGACCCGUGGUAUUUCCACGACAAGGCGGCUGAUCAGGUCCUGGCUCAGAAGAUCCCACUUCUGGCCGCGGGCCCCAAGGACCUCAAUGGGUGGCAGCGGGGGCCGACGCGUGCCAUGACAACCCGCCGCUGGCGGUUGUACAACCGGGUGGUUCCGCUCUCCAUCGCCUCGGGCGACGAUCGCUCGCUCGUAGUCCUUGGCCAGAUCCACACGACGCAGACCCCGACCAUCUCCGAGGUGCAGUCGCUCUGGGCCAUGGCCUACAUGCUUGGCGACUUCCAGCUGCCCAAGGAGGAGGAGUUGGUACAAGAGAUCUGCACGUGGAACGCCUGGACACGCCGCCGCUACGGUGCCGUUGGCGAGCGCUACCCUUACGCGCUCUUCGACUGGAUCACCUACCUGGAUCGUCUGCUGGGCGACCUGGGCGUGCAGACACAGCGCAACGGCAACGCCAUCGUGGACUUCUUUAAGCCAUAUGGCCCCAAGACGUACCACGGCAUUGUGGACGAGUACUUGGCAAUCCGAUCCAAGAAGGCCAAGACAGCCGCAGCCGGCCUUGGGAAGGGACGCGUCUCCAGUGCAGGCUCAACCUCUAGCUAA